UGAUACGAUAUGAUAUGAUAAUCGGGUAGACAGCCUCAUUGCAGCAGACCCUUCUCCAAUAUUUGGGGGCCAUCGCGACUCUUGGUAUGCAUGGAAUACAAGGAGCUGUAUUGGUCCACUGCUGCUGCACAUAAGCAGCCUUAUUACGUCGGUAGGCUUCGCGGUAGAUUUCGACGGCGACCAUCGUCUUUGCUCCCUGUGUACCGCGUUAUCCUGCAAUAUCUCACGCGCAUGAUGCUGUGCCUGGUCGUGUUGGGGUUGCUUACCUAUAAUAGAUUGGGGGCAGUUUGCCGUCACGCGAAUCGUGCAAAAGAGUGUGUAGGGCUUCGCCUCGGCUCUGGGCAUACUAUAACAGGGAUGACAGGACCUCUUUCUUCUCUUCCUAUUGCUUACUGUCUAUACGGUUUCAACCAACUGGCGCGGGGCAGGUCCGAGAUGCUGACAUCGCGUGCCGUCUCUCGCAUUCAGCACCCUAUUAGAAGCAACUGCCAUAAUACAUACCUAAGUAGGUAUACAUAUAAAAAGCAAGUACAGUUCUUAGACGGAAUAUUCCGUGCGCACACGCCUAUAAUGUUCAUCACCCUGGCUAUACCAACCCGUUAUAAUACACGAUAGCAGCUAGACUGGUAGUGCAACCCAAUCCCUGAAAGCUUUUGCUGCUUGUGGUCUCUGCUGGCAGUAUGUAACACUUAGAACAACGGAAGUUGAAGACCAGAACGUACUGUCAACAUUAGCAUAGGCGCAAAGGUGCAGGCCAAGUGGAACUACGUAUAAUCCUCAUGUAGGUAGGCAAACAAUGUCUCACUAUUUGGAUGGUCAGGUGAUAAACGCAAGAACCCAGUCUGUCCGUGCUACCUUGCUUACUUAGACGUGUGUGUAGCUAUAAUGCACGCAAUUAUUGAAGAAGAAAAAUUUCUAUACUUAUAGAGAAAGCGAAAGUUAAGAUCUCUGAGAUAUUUUCAAGACAACCGCUAUGUACUAUAUAUCGUGUC
Messenger RNA from Xylaria bambusicola, 992 nucleotides. RefSeq lists its product as uncharacterized. Bases 91 to 615 code for a protein of 174 amino acids. The transcript has 2 exons. The record is from RefSeq and is a predicted model, not a curated record. NCBI's taxonomy places the organism in Eukaryota, Fungi, Ascomycota, Sordariomycetes, Xylariales, Xylariaceae.